Molecule: messenger RNA, 1830 nt
Organism: Didymodactylos carnosus
Lineage: Eukaryota; Metazoa; Rotifera; Eurotatoria; Philodinida; Philodinidae
Source: the annotation of a GenBank genome assembly
AUGUUAUCGAUUUUGACUCGUCAUACAUUUGGACGAUUUCGAAUCGCUGCGUUACCUCUUACACAACCAUUUGUACGUGAAAAAAAACGUCGAUUAAAAGAGAAAAUAAAAGCUGAUGAAAAAGCUGGAAAACAAACAACAACGGUAACUACCUCAACAGAUGACAAGCAUGAUUCUAUAGCAAAGAAAACAGCAGAUGAAGAAAACGACGAGCAUAUCGAUCCGAAUGAGUAUUAUAAACUACGUCUUCAUCAUAUUCAAAGUUUAAAAGAAGCGGGCGAAACAGUUUAUCCACAUAAGUUUCAUGUAUCAACAUCAUUGCACGAUUUUAUUGAAAAAUAUACUCAUUUAACGAAUGAAGAAAUUCAUGGAGAUUGUGUUAGUGUUGCAGGACGUGUUUAUUCAAAACGAUCAUCGGGACAAAAAUUAUAUUUUUAUGAUAUUCAUAGUGAAUCGGUUAAAAUCCAAAUUAUGGCUAAUGCAAAACUUUAUUCUGAUGAAAAGACAUUUGCAACAAUCAACGAGCGUAUCCAUCGUGGUGAUAUUAUAGGAGCCAAAGGACGACCGACGCGUACAAAAAAAGGAGAAUUAAGUUUAAUUCCGAAUGAAUUGAUCAUUCUAACACCAUCAAUGCAUCAAUUACCCACAUUACAUUUUGGUUUAAAAGACAAGGAAACACGUUUUCGUCAACGUUAUCUUGAUUUGAUGAUUAAUUAUAAUGUUCGGGAAAAAUUUAUUGUCAAAGCAAAAAUAAUGAAUUAUAUUCGGCGAUUUUUUGAUUCAAUGGGUUUUCUUGAAGUUGAAACCCCAAUGAUGAACAUGAUUGCUGGUGGUGCCACGGCAAAACCAUUUGUUACAUAUCACAAUGAUUUAGAUAUGAAUUUGUUUAUGCGUGUUGCACCAGAAUUAUUCUUAAAGAUGUUGGUAGUUGGUGGUAUCGAUCGUGUCUAUGAAAUUGGACGCGUAUUUCGAAAUGAAGGCAUUGAUAUGACUCAUAAUCCAGAAUUUACAAUAUGUGAAUUUUAUAUGGCCUAUGCUGAUUAUAAUGAUUUAAUGGAUAUUACAGAGAAAUUGUUAUCGGGUCUUGUUAAACAAUUGUUCGGUACAUAUAAAAUAUCUUAUCAUAUGGAUGGUCCCGAUAAGCCACCAGUUGAAAUUGAUUUUACUCCACCAUUUAAACGAUUAUCGUUAAUUCAGGAUUUAGAAAAAGCUAUUGGAGAAAAAUGUCCACCACCACUAGAAUUUUCUACACCAGAAACAAAUAAAUUUUUUGAUAAUUUAUGUAAAAAACAUAAUGUUGAGUGUACAACUCCGAGGACAACAGCACGAUUAAUUGACAAGUUGGUCGGUCAUUUUCUUGAAGUUAAUUGUCUUAAUCCAACAUUUAUAUGUGAUCAUCCACAAUUAAUGAGUCCAUUAGCAAAAUAUCAUCGUUCAAUACCCGGUUUAACAGAACGUUUUGAAUUAUUUAUAUGUUAUAAAGAAACAUGUAAUGCAUAUACAGAAUUAAAUGAUCCUCUUGUACAACGAGAAAUGUUUGAAUUACAAGCAAAAGAUAAAGAUGCUGGUGAUGAUGAAGCACAAUUGAUUGAUGAAAAUUUUUGUAAAGCUUUAGAAUAUGGUUUACCACCCACUGGUGGCUGGGGUUUAGGAAUUGAUCGUUUAACAAUGCUUUUAACGAACAGUAACAACAUAAAAGAAGUAUUGUUGUUUCCAGCUGUAAAGCCGAAUAGGGACGAUUUACACGAUGAAGAUCAUGUUAAAGAAGAAGGCGCAGUAGAACUAGUCAAUAAUAAAGAUGUGACAAAAAAACAUGAUCAAAAAAUUUGA